AUGAGGGUGCUGAGGGAUCGGCAAGACUGCAUCGGCGCCACGCAGAGCUUCCUACCCACAGCUCAACACAGCUUGGACUCGUUGUCACUAGGGAAGCUCUGGGACGAAUGGCAGAUCCAGUGCCUAAUGCUUGUAAGCUUUGGCCUACAAGUGUUUCUCUUCUUGGCAGCAGGCAUGCGGAGGCGCAGCACUUCACACAAACUCGUGUCACUGCUAUGGCUGGCCUACUUAUCAGCCGACUCCGUGGCCAUCUUUGUCCUGGGGCAUCUGGCUCUGCAUGCCAACAGACCGGAGCACCGACUUCUCUUCUUCUGGGCGCCGUUUGUGCUCCUCCACCUGGGUGGGCAGGAUACCAUGACUGCCUUCUCCAUGCAGGACAACGAUCUAUGGAGGCGCCACCUGUUGGGGCUGGUCACCCAAGUUGCUGCAGCUGGCUACGUCGUCUCCAGGACUAGCUGGCCGGAUAGGCGGCUCCUGUCUGCCAUGGUGCUCAUGUUUCUCUCUGGGUGCUUUAAGUAUGCUGAACGUACAUUGUGCCUUUACAGAGCCAGCCAAAAAAGGAUCAAUCAGUAUUCAUUGGCUCGUUUGAGUAAUUAUGCAAUGGUGCUCGUUGCUGAUGGUGACUCAAACAAACAUUAUCAGGAUAUGUUGGCGGAAAGAUUUAUGUACAUGGUUAAUGCCGUUUCGAGAAGAUAUGGAGCAAGCAGGAUUUCUCUGGUAUCAGAUACUCCAACCAAUGAUUAUCUUAUUUCUCAAACUAAACACCAGGAUAUACCAAGCUUACUCCAAGGGUUCAAAUCCAAUGAAGACCGCUACAGAGUAUAUAACUAUGUCAGUGCAAAAGUCGUUCAUGUUUAUGAACGCCUCUACACCAAGGCACCGAUUCGUUUUGUUUACAUAGAAUAUCUAUCCAAAAUAUUGUCGGACGUACUCGGCAAUAAUGAUUGGUCUUCAUUACAGUGUGGUCUAUCUGUCCAUUCUGUUGGUUCUCUACUCUGCAUGUUGCUACUUCUCUUUCCAUUACUACUCUGCACGUUGCUACUUCUCUUUCCAUUACUUUCAAUCUCGACAGCGCUGGUGUUAUUCAAGGUUGCUGAAAAUGGCCAACUGUACAGCCAAGCUGAUGUCACCGUGUCCUACAUAUUGCUGAUAGGAGCCAUAAUCUUGGAGGUGUCAUCUCUCUUCAUCUCUAUUCUACCCUGUGUGUCCAGCACGGAUAUAUUUCAGUGUGCAACAAAACAAUGGUCUGAAAUGCUUGGGCAGUACAACAUGACCACAAGUCUCACGAGACAAAAAGAUACUACAUGCAUCAUGUCGUUUGUUCACCAAAAGAUUGGAAAAUAUCUAGUAGAUGACAGUAUAUCCCACAUCCCCAUUACCGAAGAUCUCAAGAGGUUUGUCCUCGACAAACUAUUGGACUUUGGAACCAGGGAACAAGACUGGAACUUUGCAAGCUCCCACGGUAAAUUAGCACUUGGGAAAUGGAGGGACAGACAUACAGAUUCAGUUUCAACAAGGCUAGAAACACCUCUAAGCACGGUCAUCAAUGAUUUGGUUCUGCCAACAAGCGUCCUGAUAUUGCACAUUGCGACAGACAUAUUAUACUUUCAAGACAACAAGAGCAUUAGUUCUCAUCAGCAAACAAUGAUGAAGAAGAGCACAGAGCUAUCAAAUUAUAUCAUGUAUCUUGUCUUCAAGUGUCGUGUGAUGCUUACAGCCAACACAGAGAUCCUGCACAACAAUGCCCAUAUGGAAAUGAAGGCACUUUUAGCAAAGCGUGUUAAUCUAGGUGAGAAGGAAGCUAUCAUACAGGCAUUUGAAGCUAACAAAGAAGGCCACGGUACUCACAGGGAACAAGCAACUCAGAUGCAACUUCUCAAGAACACGUGGAAAGCUAUCACUUCUCCAUUAUUGCCUCGUGCAUUCGACGUGGCCCAGGAGAUCAUUGAUAUGCACAGAGAUGAAGCUGACUGCUGGGACCUUGUCAGUGCAGUGUGGGUGGAAAUGCUUUACUACAUCGUGCCUCGUUGUGGAGGUGCUUUCCACUCCCAGCAACUUACCACAGGUGGUGAGUUCAUCACACAUGUCUUAUACCUCAUGCCACUGUUAGGCCCUUUUCUACCACCUCCAAGUGCAUAG
Messenger RNA from Triticum turgidum subsp. durum (durum wheat), 2139 nucleotides. NCBI's taxonomy places the organism in Eukaryota, Viridiplantae, Streptophyta, Magnoliopsida, Poales, Poaceae. The record is from the annotation of a GenBank genome assembly.